Molecule: messenger RNA, 528 nt
Organism: Alternaria novae-zelandiae
Lineage: Eukaryota; Fungi; Ascomycota; Dothideomycetes; Pleosporales; Pleosporaceae
Exons: 2
Coding region: 1-528 (175 amino acids)
Source: RefSeq, a predicted model, not a curated record
AUGAGGAUUGAAAGGACCGGAGGCGUUUUUGGUUCGGAUCCAGACCAGCGGAAAGAGAAGACACAACACGAUGGAGGUGCUGAAGCCAAAGAAGAUAUCAAGAAUCAGACACUAGAAGACGACCUCGUCAACAGCACCUCAGGCCCACGAGACCGCCACGGCCAAUACGCAUGGCAACCCUACCCCGUCCACCCCUUCAUCGAGCGCCUAGACUGGGUCCUGGAUAUAUUCUGCAACUUCCGGGGCAUGGGCUGGAACUGGCGCACCACCGCCCUGCCCCCACCUCCCAAACCCAUCCAGAUCCAACUCGAUAGCAACUCCAAGUCCACCGUCCCAAAGCACACCUACAAAACCCACGCGGGCCAAGUAGCACAAUUCACAAACCGGCGCUCCCUCCUGCGGCAAAACACCUGGCGCCUACUCAAAGGCUACCUAGUCCUCGACUUGCUAAAAACAACAAUGAUACCCAGAAAGAACAAGACACAGUUCUUCAAGAACGUAUGCCCUGUCUUCCAAUUAGUCUUCUAA